UCUCAUUUACGGCACCACCGGUGCUGCAGGAACGAGAGGAAGGUGGACGCGAUAUUUGCUUAGAUUUCGUAACACCGGAUUGAAUCUUGCGUAGAAAAGACUAUUGUCAUUUUAGAUAAUUGUAACGCUUACAUGUCCGUGUUAGUCAGGUGACUGCUGAGGUAGAUAUCUACUUUUAUGUUGGCAUUAACGUUAGCUAACCGUAGCAGACAGCAGUCUCGUCUCAUCGUGUAGCCACUCAACUUCUUAGGAUCUAUUUUUCUUUUCACCGAUUCCGCCGAUUUUCUCAUCAACAUGCCUAUUCAGCUGACUAGUCAGGCUUACUGUAAAAUGGUUCUACAUGCUGCCAAGUACUCUCACUGCGCCGUGAAUGGAUUGUUGGUGGCAGAGAAGACGAAGGAGAAAAAGAAAGACAGCCACGGUGAACCCAUCUUGUGUGUGGACUGUGUGCCUCUGUUUCACGGUACUCUCGCUCUGGCACCAAUGCUAGAAGUAGCUUUAACACUGAUUGAUACUUGGUGUAAAGAAAAUAAUUACGUCAUUGCUGGAUAUUAUCAAGCCAAUGAACGCUCACAGGAUUCAAGACCAAACCAAGUUGCAGAAAAAGUGGCUGCCAGGAUUUCUGAGAACUUCAGCGAAGCAGCAAUUGUUAUGGUGGACAAUAGUAGAUUAACAAUGAGCUGUUUUGAGCCCAUCGUGCACAUCUAUGACCAUCAUGAAAACAAGUGGAAAAGCAGAGAAGUAACCUUUGACUGUUUUGAGGACUGGAGCGAAGCACAGAAGAUCACAUCUGCUCUGUUAGAGGGCCGGUCCUACGAGAACUUGAUUGACUUUGACAAUCACCUGGAUGAUCUGAGGAAUGACUGGACCAACCCUGUGAUCAACAAGUCCGUCCUGGAUUUGUGCUAAGCCAGUCAGUCCGAAGUACCCUGCACAUAGAUAAAUGUUUCUGCCGUUUCAGCAUGCAUGAUGCUACUUAUCGUGUAGCACAGGAGUAUGAAAAUGCUGAACGCAUGAUCUUUGUUCCAUGUAAAGCCACUCCUACUGAGAGGAACCUGCGGAGCACUGACCGGUUAGGCCCAAAAUCUGUCAAGAGCAAGCGCCAUAUGUGCUCUGUUAGCAUGUGUCCACCUUUACAAGGUGAUGCUGAGGUGAUGAAGGCAAUUAUGUGAUUUAAAUGCAACUUUGAUGUUUUUUUUUUCCUACAAUAGUUUGUGUUUAUUCACUGUUGUGUGCAAAAAACUUAAAUUCUAGAGUAUAAUAUUAAGUUUUUCCUCCUUUAAUAUUACAGCCAGUAGCCAUACAUAGAUCAUAAAAUGUAAGGAGAUGAUUGUACUACUGAGAUAUGAUAUAUAUAGAUACACAUUCUCUAUUAUAGGUGUAGUUUGUGUUAAGCCCAGUUUAUUUAUUAACAAGAUAAGAAUAUAGAUGAACCGGAGAGGCAGUAAUCAUGAAAAUGUUUUGUCUUAUAUUAUCUUUGUCUUAUCUAAAGAUAUGACUUUUAAAUUAUUAAUUCUUAUGCAAAUGUUUCUAUGAUGGAUGUCUCCUGCUGUUGUUCCUGGUACACUUCAGAAUGUCAUUCUUCUGAUGAUACACAUGUUGGCGUAUUGACUUUUGAUUGUUCCUCUGGAAGAUUUGUUCAGAAAUACAGUACGUCAAAUCAGAUCGAAGGAAUCUGUGAAUUUUGUUUUAUGUGUUCUAUCUGUUGUAAGAAGUAGAAAAUAGUUUGUAUUUAUACUUCAUUGACUGCUCUAAAUCAUACUAUUUAAUAUGUAAUGUUAAAACAUUUGAAUACUUGAUGUUAUAGAUACAGAACUACCUUUGUACUUCAAAUUAGAAUUAAUCAGUAAGAGCUAUUAAAUAACGCUGUGGAUGUCACAUUUUUUACAUACAUUUUAUAAACUGAAUGUACAAUGAAAUCCCCUUUGGAACCAA
Messenger RNA from Anarrhichthys ocellatus (wolf-eel), 1935 nucleotides. It is a transcript of the gene emc8, whose product is annotated as ER membrane protein complex subunit 8. The record is from RefSeq and is a predicted model, not a curated record. Gene Ontology annotation, cellular component: EMC complex. Bases 295 to 909 code for a protein of 204 amino acids. Lineage: Eukaryota; Metazoa; Chordata; Actinopteri; Perciformes; Anarhichadidae. The transcript is spliced from 5 exons.